Molecule: messenger RNA, 5218 nt
Organism: Neoarius graeffei (lesser salmon catfish)
Lineage: Eukaryota; Metazoa; Chordata; Actinopteri; Siluriformes; Ariidae
Gene: ppm1ba
Product: protein phosphatase, Mg2+/Mn2+ dependent, 1Ba
Exons: 6
Coding region: 385-1509 (374 amino acids)
Biological process (GO): positive regulation of canonical Wnt signaling pathway; negative regulation of canonical NF-kappaB signal transduction; protein dephosphorylation
Cellular component (GO): cytosol; nucleus
Molecular function (GO): protein serine/threonine phosphatase activity; manganese ion binding; magnesium ion binding
Source: RefSeq, a predicted model, not a curated record
CGAUGCAGAGGACGUCAUCUGCUUAGAACAUGUAGCCUGGUUAGCCGGAACGCCGCUUUAGCGUCCAACUUUUCUUCACAUUUGACCGACACUGCACACAAGUGCUGGUUGGUGUCAAAUAUGUAUGAAAAACCUUAUCACAGGAGGUACAGUUUGUUCAGGAAGCAGUUAAAAUUUACCGUGUGAAAAUAGCCGCAUUAGCUAGCCUGCUAGCUCGUCUAGCUAACCAUCAGCUAGCCCUAGCGGUUAGCGAGUGUGUCCCCUGUAAGCAGCCCAGUAAUUAGAUGUUCAGAGGACGGCUUUGCGGUGAGAUAGACUAGUCAUCGUCUGCUUGGUACGUGGCGCCUUGUGAAGGGAUAAUUACAUCCUGAGAUAAGCCGAGUCAUGGGGGCGUUCCUAGACAAGCCCAAGACGGAGAAGCACAAUGCACACGGUGAAGGCAAUGGUCUGCGCUACGGCCUGAGCAGUAUGCAAGGAUGGCGUGUGGAAAUGGAGGAUGCACAUACAGCCACUGUGGGUUUACCACAUGGCCUUGACAACUGGUCCUUUUUUGCUGUAUAUGAUGGGCAUGCAGGCUCACGUGUGGCCAACUACUGCUCCAAGCAUCUGCUAGAGCACAUUGUGGCAGCAGCACCAGCUGGCGAACUCGGCCGCAGCGUGGAGGCAGUGAAGAGCGCCGUGCGUGCUGGCUUCCUGCGCAUCGACGAGCACAUGCGUGGCUUUGCAGACCCACGCAAUGGCCUUGAUCGCAGUGGCUCCACAGCUGUGGCCGUACUGCUUUCACCUGAACAUAUGUACUUCAUCAAUUGUGGUGACUCACGCGCACUGCUUUGUCGUGAUGCGCGCGUUCGAUUCUCCACACUCGACCAUAAGCCAUGUGACCCACGUGAGAAGGAGCGGAUCCAGAACGCCGGUGGCUCCGUCAUGAUCCAGCGUGUGAAUGGCUCUCUGGCCGUAUCGCGCGCUCUGGGCGACUAUGACUACAAGUGCGUGGAGGGCAAGGGCCCAACCGAGCAGCUGGUUUCCCCCGAGCCUGAGGUAUUUGAGAUUCCCCGUGUGCCAGAGGAGGACGAGUUCGUGGUGCUGGCCUGUGAUGGUAUAUGGGACGUGAUGAGUAACGAGGAGCUGUGUGCCUUUGUGCGUGCCCGGCUGGAGGUGUCUGAUGACUUGGAAAAAGUAUGCAAUGAGGUGGUGGACACGUGCCUGCACAAGGGAAGUCGAGAUAAUAUGAGUGUUGUGUUAGUGUGUUUGCCAAAUGCGCCAAAAGUAUCAGAAGAGGCUGUGAAGAGAAACACCGACUUGGAUAAAUUUCUUGAAUCUCGUGUGGAAGAACUUUUUGAGAAAGCAGGGGAAGAGGGAAUUCCUGAUCUUGUACAUAUCAUGAGAAACCUGGCCACAGAGAAUAUCCCCAACCUCCCACCAGGGGGAGGCCUCGCCAGCAAGCACAGUGUUAUUGAGGCUGUGUAUAACCGGCUCAACCCCCAAAGAGAAGACGACGGGGUGAAAUAGUGCAGACCUGGAGGACCCCUGGUAGCUGCCCACUCUGAGGCCCUACAGCCUUAAAGGAUCCCUCUGUUCAGGAGACUCCCUUCAUACUUUUAUUCCCCUUUUUUAUGAAAUUUACAGAUUGUUUUGGGUCAUCAGUAAUAAUUUGAAGUACUGUGGCAAACAGUCUGCCCAAAAGGAUUACAAACUAUUUUUUUUGCAAAAAUAUAAGGGAAAAAGAAGAACUUUAGCUUUAGAAAGUACAGAUUAAACCGUAAAGACUGUUUUGUGCUUUUUCCCCCACUUUGUGGUUGUCGGUGUUCUUGUUGAAACUUGGCUAUGGAGCAGUGCACGCCCAUAAGCGUCGUGGUGCCUUUUUCUAACCAGCUAUGGAUGGGGGACUUGGGCUAGUGGCUGUUUCAUAGCUUUAAACCCUACCCCCACCCCACCCCUCCACCCUGAGCACAAUAGAGCAGCCAGGCAACUUGAGACCACUGCUACCCUCUUGACCUGGGGGGUAUGGACCAUCACUGGCUUUAAUCAGGAUUUCCUUGAAUGACUGACUAUUGCAUGUGGAACAUGUCUGGAGGACUUGCUACGUUACUACAUAACCUGUGUGGAGAAGUUUGAAGCUUGACAGCGUUUUUUUUUGUUUGUUUGUUUGUUUGUUUGUUUGUUUGUUUGUUUUUGCAACUUUUACACCCCACUGCCCCCAACAUGUGUUCUGAUAGAUGCUGAAGGAGAGAGACUGCAUCAGUAUUGCUUCAUUCUGCAGUUUAUUACUUAUUUGGUUGUUAUAAGCUUUUAAUUGUGCUAUUUUUCAGAGAAAAAAAAAUUUACACACACAAAAUCCCAAGCCCCAAAAAGUUGCCAUGCUGUGUAAACUGUAAAUAAAAACAAUGUGAUAAUUUGCAAAUCAUGGAAACCCUAUAUUCAGUUGAAAAUGGUACAAAGACAACUAUCAAAUGUUGAAACUGAGAUGUUAUUGUUUUUUUUUGAAAAAAAUAUGCUUAUUUUGAAUUUGAUGUCAGCAACACGUUUCAGAAAUGUUGGGACAGGGGCAUGUUUAACACUGUUAAAUCAUCUCUACUUUUAACAACACUGUAAAUGUUUGGGGACUGAGGAGACCAAUUUCCGUAGUUUUGAAAGAGAAAUGUUGUCCUAUUCUUGCCUGAUAUACAGUUUCAGUUGCUUAACAGUUCAGGGUCUCCUUUUAUCAUAUUUUGUGCUUCAUAAUGCACCAGAUGUUUUAAAUGGGAGACAGGUCUGGACUGCAGGCAGGCCAGUUUAGCACAUGAACUCUUACUGCGGAGCCAUGCAGUUUUAAUAUGUACAAAAAGCGGUUUGGCAUUGUCUUGCUGAAAGAAGGAAGGCCUUCCCUGAAAAAGAUUUUGUCUGGAUGGCAGCAUAUUGCUCUGAAACGUGUAUAUAUCAUUCAGCAUUAAUGAUGUACAAGCUAUCCAUGCUUUGUGCAUUAAUGCACCCUCAUACCAUCACAGAUGCUGGCUUUUGAAUUGUGCACUGCUAACAAGCUGGAUGGCCCCUCUCCUCUUUAGCCUGGAGGAUGUGGUAUCCAUGAUUUCUAAAAAAUUUCUACUUUUGAUUUGUCAGACCUUGGGACAAUUUUCCACUUUGCCUCAGUCCAUCAUAAAAGAGCUCAGGUCCAGAGAAGGUGGCGGUGUUUCUGGAUAUUGUUUAUAUCUGGUUUUAACUUGCAUUUGUGGAUGCAGUGAUGAACGGUUUUCACAGACGAUGGUUUUCUGAAGUGUUCCUGAGCCCAUACAGUGACUUCCACUACAGACACGUGUCUGCUUUUACUGCAGUAUCACCUGAAGGCCUGAAGAUCACAGGCAUCCAAUGUCAGUGUUCAGCUUUGUCUCUUGCAUACAGAGAUUUCCCCAGAUUCUCUGAAUCUUUAAAUGAUAUUAUGUACUAUAGAUGAUGUGAUCCCCAAAUUCUUUGCAGUUUUACAUUGAGGAAUGUUAUUCUUAAAUUGCUGCACUGUUUGCCCACACAGUCUUUCACAGAGCAAUGAACCCCUUCCCAUCUUUACUUCUGAGAGACUCCACCUCUCUGGGAUGCUUCUUUUAUACCCAGUCAUGUUACUGACCUGUUGCCAAUUAACUAACUUAGAUUUUUUUUUUUUUUUUUAGCAUUACACAACUUUUCUAAUCUUUUGUUGCCUCUGUCCCAACUUUUUUGAAAUGUGUUUAAAAUAUCAAAUUCAAAAUGAGCAUGUGUUUUUCAAAAAAACAAUAAAAUUUCUCGCUUUCAAUAUUUGAUAUGUUGUCUUUGUAUUGUUUUUCAGUGAAAAAUAGGGUUUCUAUGAUUUUAUAAAUCUUCACGUUCUGUUUUUAUUUAUGUUUUACACAGUGUUCCAACUUUUUUUUGGAAUUGGGGUUGUGUGUAUAUAAUAUGAAUAAUGUAUGUUUCAUAUUUUUUUCUUCUUGAAUACAGUGUCAUUUAUGGCUUACUGUUUAAGAAGCAAUAGAUGUGACAAAGGAUCGUGUGUCUGAGUUAUUCUGUGUGAAAUCACUAGGGUUUGAUAUCACCCAUCAUAAACACCUUAGAGCCACUGUGUUUUUUAUGUUGGUGUUUUUGUUUUAUAUAUAUAUAUAUAUAUUUUUUUUUUUGCAUGCUUGCAAUGUGAUGACAUUGUAAAGAAACUUCCGCUGUUUUAUAUUCACAUAUAUUAACUCUUCAGCUCUCGAUAAUUGAAUUGCCGUUGGCUCAUCUUACAAAAUAAAUGUCUUUAAACAUAUCGGAGGGUUAAUGAUGAAACACCAAAUGAGUACUGGUUCACAUAACGGAAUUUCAGUUUUUACAAAGUUAUCGAGCCUGUCAGUUGUAAAUAACUGUCCUGAUUUGGAUCACAUUGAAAGUAAAAAAAAAAAAAAAUAGCCAUCUCAGCUUCCUAUAUUUUGUGUGCGCGCGCGUGUGUUUAGUGAAGAAAUGUUAUGUGAAAUAUUUAAAGGGAAAUUGACAAAGAUGCUGUUUAACACCCUCUGUAAUUUCAGAUGUUUUAUGUUCAGGAUUCAUAUUUUUAAUUUGUUACACUGUGUAAAGAUAAUGUUGCUGCCAGUAUGAAAUUAUAUUAUUACUGAGAGUUUGAAGAUGACUAUCAACACAAAAUGACAGUUUGCUGAAUUUGUUUUUGCAUUUGUAAUAUGUCCUUGAUUUUGUUACCAUUUUACAGCAGCUUCUCUAAUGGGUGAUUAGAAACCUUCCAAGUGAUUGGACAUGGAAUGACCGGUGCAUAUGCGAUGUGUGUUGGCCGGCAUCUAAAGAAGGGAGUGAAUAAUUUUAAACGUACUAAGAUUGUACAAGUUAUAUGCUUAUGUAACAUGGCUCUUCAAGAAUAGUAGGCUAAAAGAGAUUUUUGAUGCCUAGUGAAGCCACACUACUUCUCUGCUCCAAUUGGUUCUGUAUCAUGUAUCCGCCCCGCUCCCCAUGCCUCAGUUCUGAUUUUUACCAUGCACAAUAGAAGUCUCGAAUCAGUUUGCCCCUCCCCCAUCCCCAAAAGUGUAUUGUAAUUUUUUUUUUUUUUUGUUCGUUUGGUUAGCUGAACAUGAAUACAAGCUUUAUGAUGAAACUGCGUAUUAUUUUCAAACUUGGCGUACAAGUGUAAUACUUGUUUUGCUCAAAUGCAUUUUCAAGAGUCACGGAUGACUACAGUCGUUGCUAAUGGUGAGCUUGAGCAGAACAAUAAAGAUCAAGUAAAAGCUGUUUCUCA